CAACACACAGAUCACACUGAGGACUGCCUGUCCUGCCCCCCCUCCCCCCUAUAAAUUACUGCAAACAGCAUCACCGCCUCCACUUGUACAGCUGAAGAGAGCAGAAAGCUUCCUCCACCUGAGCAGCUUGUUGGAGACGAGCAGCUUGUUGGAAACAGCAGUGAAGAUGAAUCUCCUGCCCUGGAUGAUGCUGGUGUUCCUGCUCUCAGCUGGGACCAAUUUGGCUGAUGUGGACGUGGACUGGCUGACUCGUACUGUACAGGCCAUCACAACGCACGUCAGGAGUCAGUACGGGAUAACAGGACAUUACUGUCUGGCUGCGAACAUCCCACUGAGCGGAGACCAAAACACACUUGGUAAAAUGCUUUGGGAAGAACGAGGUGUUAAAGACACAGUUGAAACGCAAAAUCAAGUAUAUACAGGCAACAGUAUUGUCAUAGCCAAACCUGAAAACAAAGGACAAAAUUACCAUGCAGAAUUUCGAGUCCUGACAAACCUGCAAAAAUUUAGUGGAAACAGAAAGAAUAACUUCCUGCUCAUCUACUCUUUCCUGUCCCCGUGUGGACAAAGGUGUGCAAACCCAAAUAAUGAUAAUGACAACAUCCUUCAAUACUUAACAAAAGAAAAUCUAUCACCUUGGGGUAAUUAUGCCUUUGUGUUUACAACAGUCUUUGAUAAGCCUCGUAGAGGUGGUAUAAUUCAUAAAAAAACGUUGAUAAAUACAAUGCAAGACCUUGGGAAUUCUGGGCUUGGUCUCGAAAACAUUUACCGCUGUUUCAAACCAGAAAAUUUUGGAUUUCAGUGCUACAGCUGCUCGUCAGAGCAGACAGUUUCAGAAGUUUGUGUUGAUAACAACUUUAAGCCGGGACAGGGAGGAAGCAGGAACAUACUCGGAGACAACAGAGGCAGAGAUCGACACAGCAGCAGAAGUAGAAGCAGCAGUAGGAGGAGAGACAACAAUAGAGGCAGAGAUAGACACAGCAGCAAAAAGAGAGGCAGAGACAGGAGCAGAAGCAGAAGCCAAAUAAGAAGGAGAGACGAGAACAGAGGAGGAGGUGGAAGCAGGAGCAUAAACACAGGCAGAGACAGGGGCAGAAGUAGAAGCAGCAGUAGGAGGAGAGGGUAUGUCAGCAGAGAUUAGAUCAGUUCAGCACUCUGCUGGGACUCAGGUGGUUUAUUACAACAUGAAUCCUGAGACAGCGCAGCAGUUUCCUGUCGCAGCUCAUUAGUUUACUGCGAAAGCUUCUGCUUUAAAUAAACAAAUAGAUGCUUCUGUUUGUGUCCUUUCAGACAUCAACUGAAGAAACAUGUAAUGAACCACAUCCUGUUUUCAGAGUCAUGUAUUUCUACAGUCAGAUGUUUCUGGUCCCAGUAUAAGAUACGUGGCAGUGGUUCCCACUGAGAUAAUCCCAUUAAAUAACGUUUGAUCAUCACAGAUGUAAAAGCUUUGAUUUCCGGCUACACAUAUAUUACUUAGUGAAUUAUCUUGUGGCAUGUCACUAUAAUGAACGAUUACAUGUUUAAUAAUGAUCAUAUUUUAUAGUUUAGAUGCCUCCUGUUCUCUGUGAACUCACAACAUUUUUAUUUUCCCAAAAGUCAAAGCAAAGACCUGUUAUUGUGCUGCAUGUUCAUUUUGAAUAAAGCUUGAUUCAGCAUCAAA
Micropterus dolomieu (smallmouth bass) is the source of this 1660-nucleotide messenger RNA. RefSeq lists its product as uncharacterized. The coding region runs from base 167 to 1141 and encodes 324 amino acids. NCBI's taxonomy places the organism in Eukaryota, Metazoa, Chordata, Actinopteri, Centrarchiformes, Centrarchidae. The record is from RefSeq and is a predicted model, not a curated record. The transcript has 5 exons.